This is a messenger RNA of Daphnia pulicaria, 3865 nucleotides long. Its product is annotated as rhodopsin-like. The transcript has 9 exons. The record is from RefSeq and is a predicted model, not a curated record. Gene Ontology annotation, biological process: G protein-coupled receptor signaling pathway. Lineage: Eukaryota; Metazoa; Arthropoda; Branchiopoda; Diplostraca; Daphniidae. Bases 1576 to 3168 code for a protein of 530 amino acids. Gene Ontology annotation, cellular component: membrane; photoreceptor outer segment. Gene Ontology annotation, molecular function: G protein-coupled receptor activity.
CGACAUCGAUGACGGCAGCGUUUGAUACCGGCUGGCCUUUCGGCAAAGAAUUAUGCAUUGCCUUAAUAUCCACCACAGGAAUCGGAUCCAUCCGCUUUGGCCAUGUUGCGAUGGAAAUUCGUCGUCCAGAAAUACACCCACCCACCGCAUCGCAUCAGCUUGCCCUUUCCGAACCCCGGCAUCCGGAUGGAUCGUCGUCGAGCCGCGCUCCUUUUGAUUCUCAUUUGGAGUUAUUCCCUGGCGGUCACUUGUCCACCCCUGUUCGGAUGGGGUCACACAUCACAUCACGAUCUUGUAGCCGCCCACAUAAGUUGUUCCGUGAAAUGGGAGUCGAAGAAGAAGAGCAACCAGUUGUAUAUCAUGUACAUUUUCAUAACGGGACUCUUGAUCCCAAUGCGGCAGCAAUCGUCGCCUCCUACGGCAACAUUCUGCGCUCCGUUCGAAAUUGGAAGGCAGAAAUGAUGAGCUGCAAGACGGAAACGAAUCCGCAGCCAAUGGCUCAGCUGUUGCACAGCCCAGCACAAAAGAAGGCGAGCCGGCAGAGCGAUGCCGCCGAGAAACGGUCGACAGUCAUGGUGGCCGUCAUGAUCGCUGCCUUACUGAUCGCCUGGACUCCUUAUUCCAUUCUGGCGCUUAUCGAGACGUUCACUGGCGGAAACGACGGCAAUUCCAGUCCAGUCUCUUGGCCAAGACGUCGGCUGUUUUCAAUCCCAUCAUUUAUGGCUUUUUUAAUACUCAGUUUAAAUUGACUUGGGACAAAUUCUCACUACGGUUCCUCCAUCGAUCCAGUCGCCCAUCAGCCUCAGCCCGCAGCAGAACAUUCCCAGCCGGUCCAAUUUCUCGACGACUCUUCUGGCUAUUCAACAAGGAAUUUGACUCGAAAAGGUUACAAUCUCAUCAUCCAAAGAGCAUGAGAAAGUCAUCGACUUUUGUGUCGAGCAAGUACAUCAAGAAAGUGAAAUACUUUAGUAGCAUCAUGUCGUCGCUUUAAUGCAUUCAAAAAGUCGACUCAUUCAGAAUGCUCAACUUUAGAGCAAGAAUAUCACCUUUUUCUCUAAUUCCCCACCAGAUUUGUAAUUCAAACUCAUUUAAAGUAACUAGUUCUCCAUCCGCUCAACUUUGAACCCCCUGUUCAAAAAAUCAGCUGAAAAGUCUUUGAACCGAGUCUCACCGAAAAGUUAGUAAUGACGUACAACAUUUCUAAGCGAGACUUAAUAAUUAAUACAGAAAGAUAUUUUACCAAAAAAAUUGCGGGACCGGAUUUUUUUUUACGUGCACGAGGAAGACGAUCGAUCGUUGCACAACGUAAAAAAAGGGACUCGCCUGUGAACCUCGCUCACUGUCAUCCCACACUGUAUACGGACUUUACAGCUGUUGCGUAGGAUGCCGUCGCCGUCGUCGCCGCCGUCGCGCUCUCUAUAAAAGAAGAUCAAUUCUUCUAGCCAAGGCUGACUUUUAGUCUGAGUGCCACGGCACACGCAGUCUCCCACUUGUGUUGGCUCUAGUCCUUGGUAGAUUCCAGCCUUUCUGCUCUAGCGAACAUUUAUUAUCCGUUUUCUAUUAAGUCGAAGUGAAAUGUCGACCGUCGAGUUCGACACGAGCGGCGCUAAAGUUCUUUGGGUCGUUCUGGCGACACUUCUAUCGUGUGCAAGUGCUUCGAGUUUGGAUGGAAGGAAUGUAGUAGUCUUUGAUGACUACGUUCCACACCAGCAAUACCUGAUGGGCAUUGCCAAUCAAAAUGUUUCGGAAUAUUCGGUGGACGACCCCGGCGGUCAUCGUCACCUGUUGAUGCCAAGUUGGGCUUAUCAGAUGGCCGCCAGUUACCUGUUCUUCAUUUGCGUGAUUGGAUUGAUUCUCAAUACCAUCGUCGUUAUCGUCCUUCUCAACGAUCCAAAGAAAAUGACACCUUUAAAUUGGAUGCUGUUGAAUCUGGCCUGUUCUGACGGUAUCAUCGCUGGAUUCGGAGCACCAAUAUCAGCAGCUGCCGCUUUCCAUUGCGGAUGGCCUUUCAGCCAUGAAUUGUGCGUCGUUUACGCCAUGAUAGUAUCGACGACAGGAAUAGCAUCGAUUACCACUUUAUCAGCUCUGGCCAUGUUGCGAUGCAAACUCGUCGUCCAGAAGCACGUCCAUCCGCCAAAUCGAAUCAGCGCCUUUACAAACCACAGCGUCCGGCUGAAACGUCACCAGGCAGCACUCCUUUUGACGCUCAUUUGGAGUUACUCUCUGGCCGUCACCUGUCCACCUUUGUUCGGAUGGGGCCACUAUGAUCGUGAAGCUGGUCACAUAAGCUGUUCGGUGAAUUGGGAAUUGAAGGUGGUUAAUAACCGGUCCUACAUCUUCUACGUGUUCGCCAUGGGCCAGUUAGUCCCGUCGGUGAUCAUCGUGGCCUCCUAUUUCAGCAUUUUACGCGUCGUCCGAAAAGUCAAGAGAGAAAUUGAACAGAGGAGUCUACUAGUGAAGCUGCAAACUAGCAUGCAGAAAAAUCGACGGCGUGACGCCGCCGAGAAACGGUCGACGGUGAUGGUGGCCGUCAUGAUCGGGGCUUUCAUCAUCACCUGGACCCCGUAUUCGAUUUUGGCGCUCAUCGAAUUUUUCAGCGACGAGCAUACCGUUUCGCCGGUUUGGGCCACUGUGCCUUGUAUUUUCGCUAAAACGGCGGUCGUUCUCAAUCCCAUUAUUUACGGCUUUUUAAACACUCAGUUUCGAUUGACUUGGGAGAAAUUCUCCAUUAGAUUUCUCGGCCGGCCCGGACGCCCAUACAGUGGCCAGUUGGCAGGCACGUCGAGCAACGAGCAGCCGCAAACGAGACAGCUUGCCGACUUUUCCCCUGCUGGCCGGCUGACAAAAAUCUUGGCGCAGAGCAUCAAUUCAUCGUCGAAAACCCGACAGAAUCUCAGCAGUCCUCCUUGUCUAGUUGAACGGCAACAACAACAAGAAGAAGGAGAGGAGAAACAAGAAAGUGUUUUGAUUGACGACCCAAACCAACUGCCAUCUCCGUCUUUGAUAAGCCCAGCAUCAGAAGCGACUGCGACCAGAUCGAGUAAUCCUUGUGUCAGAAUGGAAGGAGACGAACAAAAGGAGCAGCCCGUUUCGCUGGAGAUCGUUCGGUACCUCCCCAACGCCGACCUUCACCAAAUUCGGAUGCUGCAUCCGCUGGGAAUGCAUUAACGAAUCAGUAGACAAUAGAUUUCCCUUUCAAUCCCAAAUAACUGUUAUUUUGCGGAGCCCAUCAAGCUCUAUUGGAAGGGGGGGGGACGAACGUAUUACAUUUGAUUUUUUGAUAGUUUGUUCUUCGACGGGGUGCAACGCUUCUGGACUUGGUAUCCUUGGUAUAUUUUGGGUGAUCCGGUUGUUGAAAAUAAUUCCGCUACAAGAUGGAACUAUAAUGUAUUUUGCGGUGUGCUUUUGGCUACCCGAAUUCUUUUGAUAUUUGAUUGAAAAUGUGAACUUGUACAUGUAAUAAGACCGUUUUUGUACCGUAUCUCGGUAAAAUGUUAUUGACAAAUCUCGGCAAUUCGCUUAGCAACGUUUCCUCAUCCGUAAAACAUCAAGGACGAGAAAUCGAUUUUGAUGUAUACAGACUCAUAAAAUGCAGUUCAUGCGCAAACAUUGUAUUUGCAAAGUGGCAAUAUUUAAAAACAAACAAUUCGAUUCUAAAUACAUUUCACGAGAAAUUACAGUUGAUAAGAAAAUGUGUUGGAAUUAGCAAAUAUUUGGUUUUUGUUGACUUAUACCAGCAACGAGUUGAAGCUCUGGAAAGUUAUCCACUGAGUGAUGGGCCCAAGAUGAAGAUAUUUACGGCGGGAAAUUUGGAAAAAUCAAUUUUACCUUCGCGUGAAUAGAAAAUUUCGUCAAGUAAGACAUU